Messenger RNA from Closterium sp. NIES-67, 3188 nucleotides. NCBI's taxonomy places the organism in Eukaryota, Viridiplantae, Streptophyta, Zygnematophyceae, Desmidiales, Closteriaceae. The record is from the annotation of a GenBank genome assembly.
CUUCUCCUUAGCUGCCCAUUCCUUGCCAUCUACCCUUCUUUCUGCUUGGGUUCCUCGUUCCGAUUACUCACCCUGUCAUCCCUCACUCCGACAUGACAAUGCAAACUCCAUAGUUCCCGUACAACCCUCAAAAUUUUCUUUAACGCGUACAGGCGAUGUCAGCCAAUCACCAGAGGCUCCACAGCACCCACGACACGUCAUCCCCCGCUUCCGGUGGCAAGUUCCGGCCGAGCCGUAGCAGCAGCAGCGGGAGCAUCGCCGCAAAUGCCGCCGCAUCUGGCGGUCGCUCUGACCUCGCUGGCUCCGCGAGCGAGGAUUCGUGGACCAGGUCUGCCGUUAGCGGCGGCGGCGGCGGUAGCGGCGGCUGGGGUCCUUCCAGCAGGAGCAGACCGGCAGCGACUAGCCCUGGGAGCGGCGCGUGGGGUAAUCGCAACGCCUGGAGCGUAAGCAGCAGCGGCGGCGGCGGCGAUGGCGGUGGCUGGAAGGCGCGAGGCGACGGCAGCGGAAGCAGCCGGGAAGGCGGGUUGGGCGGAGGGGGAGGCGGAGGGGGAGGCGGAGGGGGAGGCGGGGGCGGGAGAGGGGGCGGGGGAUGGGGGGAAACAGGGGAAGGGAGACGAGAUGGGGGGAAAUGGCGGAGUCGUAGCUUUUGCGGUGGAAGCAGCACCAGUGCCGCUGGCAAUGCAGCUGCCUGCAGCAACGCCGCCGGAUACAGUAUUGCCAUAUCAGCUGGUAGGGGACCAGGGUUUGAGAGCUCAUCGCGGCCUGAAGGCUUAUCCGCGGCAGCGGAAAGGCUAAGGUUGGGUGAUGAUAGAGGUGUUACCAGCAGCGGUAGCAGUGGCAGUAGCAGUAGCGGUGGUGGUAGGAGCAGCAGCAAUAGCAGUGCCAGUACCAGCAGAGACAGCAGCAGCAGCGGGAGAAAUUCCGAGGUCCUUGGAAACAAAGGCCGGUACGCGUGGGCCACGCUGGUGAUGCAGAAUGAGGUCUAUGCGUGCGGGGCGCUGGUGCUGGGCCACUCCCUCCGGCUCGCACACACUGCGGCCGACCUAGUCUGUAUGGUUACGGAUGACAUAGCUUCGGAUGUAACCGCAGCUCUGGGGGAGGUUUGGGAUCACGUGGUGGUGGUGCCGAGGCUGGAGGCUCGGCAAGGGGUGCGGCAGCGGCGGCAGGUUCGGUUCGGGCACAUGUAUAACCCGUGGCUAAGUGCGUGCUUAACUAAGUUUACGGUUCUGCGGAUGGAGCAGUACGAGAAGGUUGCGUUUUUAGACGCGGAUAUGGUCUGCGUUUCAGGGUUUCUAACCCCAGGAAAAGAGGCGGUAGGGUUGACCCUGCUUGAACGAGUCAAACUGUGGGUUAAAGCAGAAAAGGAGAAACAGAGCUGUGAUAACUGCUCUUCCGCUCCUGCCAAUGCCGCCGCUGCUGCUGCUGCUCCACCUCCUCCUCCUGCCACUGCCUCUAAUCCUAUUUCUGCUGCUCAUCCUCCUCUUCCCCGUGUUACACCGUGCGCUGCCAUACCUGUCUCAACCUCUCGCCACUCCUCCGUACCCAUUUCCACCCCUCUUCACCCUGUCGCCUCGUCGCCUUCCUUCCUCUCCAUCCUCCCUCCCUCCUCACUCUCCCUCACCUCUGUUGAGAACGAGAGGAGAAAUGGGGCGGGGAGCACGGGGAGGGACGAGCGGAGUGGGGAGAAGCAAGGGGUGAAGGGGGAAGAGAGGGCGGAGCACGAGGAGGGGGUGGAGGGGGGAGAGGGAGAGGCUGCCGCUGGUAGGGACGGGAGGCAGGGACUCGAGAAGCAACGAGAAAAACAAGAGCAGCAGCAGCAGCAGCAGCCGGGCACGGCCUCUCCUCGUGGAGACCCCGAUUCUCUCUUUGACUGUCGCACGCCAGCUGGCAUCCUGGACCUUUACCGGCGCGACCUGGGGGCGAACCAGCGCCUGCACGGGCAGCUGCUGGCGGAUGAUGACGUGCGGCGGGCCAUGGAGGGGCUGUUCUACGCCAUGCGCGGUUGCACUCUGCUCCUCUCCCCAAGCCGGCGUCUGUUCGACGACCUGCAGUGGUGUGCGCGCAACCACCCCAUCGGGCACUGGGACGCCAUGGCGGGCCCGGACGAGUACUUCAUCUCAAAGUUCUUCCUGGACCGCGGCAUUCCGUGGACGCAUGUGCACAUGCGCUAUGGUGCCAUAUCGUGGGUGGUGGACGAGGCCCUGCAGGGCCAGGCGCCUCCCGUGUUCAUCCACUACGUGAGUGAGAAGCCCUGGACCGCGCCUACCAAUGCACCCUUGCCUGCUGCACCUGCUACAGCUGCUACAGCUGCUACAACUGUUACAGCUGCCCCUGCUCCAUCUAACCCUGCUACAGCUACAGUGACCAACUGGUCGGACUUCUUAGUGUGGGACUCUAUAGCGGAGCAGGUGGUGGGACUGCUGGGGGCAGCAGGGGAGGAGGAGGGUGACGCUGCGAGGAGGUUGUUUGGGGGAUGGGAGGAGAGGAGAAAGCUCCCUGUCGCCUUUCCGGAGAAGCAGGGUUGACGAGAGAGCUGUAUGGUGCAGCAGGUGGUGGUGGGGAAGGGGAGGGGAGAACUGCUGGCGGCAGCAGGGGAGGAGGAGGGGAGCGCAGCACUGAGGUUGUUUAGGGGGUGGGAGGGGAGGAGAAAGCUCCCUGGUGUGUUUCCGGAGAAGCAGGGUUGAGGAGCGGGCUGUAUGGUAGAGCAGGUGGUGGGGCUGAUGGCGGCUGCAGGGGAGGAGGAGGGGAGCGCACCAAAAAGGUUGUUUGGGGCUUGGGAGGGGAGGAGAAAGCUCCCUGGUGUGUUUCCGGAGAAGCAGGGUCGAGGAGUGGGCUUUAUAGUGCAGCAGGUGGGGAGGAGGGAGGGGGAACUGCUGGCGGCAGCAGGGGAGGGGAGCGCAGCACUCUAUGUAGCAAGGCGUGUAAAAUGAGACUGCAAGUGAUGCUGGUAAAGGGUAAUUGCCAGGACUGCGAAGAGCACACAGCAGUGGUUGGUAACGCUGUAACAGCUGUCUCUCCUUGUAUGGCUUCCAGAGAGAGCUACACCAUGUUUUGGAAGCCUGAGAAAGAAGCUACUGGUAUUGCCCCUGAGGAUGGUUGCUGCAGAGGGGUACCAUGCAGCCGUACUAGCUCCUUCAGCCAACGCAGGUGGCGUGCGCUUAUCUAGUACCAUAUGUACGUACGUACUA